This is a messenger RNA of Trichobilharzia regenti, 4743 nucleotides long. Lineage: Eukaryota; Metazoa; Platyhelminthes; Trematoda; Strigeidida; Schistosomatidae. The record is from the annotation of a GenBank genome assembly.
CUAGCUCGCUGUAAGCAUACUGACAAUGCCAGUCAUAUGUGGUUCUGUUAGGUUCUGCUCAUAGUCCUAUUUUAGGUUUUUCAGGGGAUAAAGAGUGACAACCUAGAUAAUUAAUGCGAAAUAUACAUUCUGAAGAUCAGAAGAUUGUCUACCCUUCUUUUCAAGGGCGUGAUGACGAGCGGGCUUUGAAUUUUCGGUUAUGAAUGAUAAGUGUUGUGUUUGUAGUCUGAAGUUCCAAAGCCUUUCGAAUGCGUUACUGUUUUGUAGCAAUUGCAGUAUAGCCGUACAUCAGGGGUGCUAUGGGGGUCCAAAGGUUGCGGGCGUCAACCAUUGGUUUUGCAGAAAAUGCGAGUCCCAAGUGCGCGUGAGCAAGAUUCGUUGUGAUUUAUGUCCAAUUAAAGAUGGUGCAUUUAAGCGGAGCAAUGGUGUCAGAUGUGGUUGGGCACAUGUUGUCUGUGCAAUAUAUGUACCUGAAGUCUAUUUCACUGAUUUUAGCAUCAUGGAGCUCAUAUCAGUGGAGAAUGUUCCAGCUGAGAGGUUUGGCCGGUCCUGCGUAUUUUGUGAACGUAAUCAACGAAAUUCCUUAGCAACCUGUGGAGCUUGUAUUCAGUGUGCUUGGAAGAGUUGUCGUGUAUACUUUCAUGCCUCUUGCGCUGGUCUGGAGGGUUUGCUUAGUGAAUUGCCUGCAGCAGAAGCAAGCGGGUCUUUGUCAAUUGCUGAAAUUUUAUUUGGAGCCUUUGGUAAAAACAAAGUUUCCCCUCAAUCUUCAAAUGAUAUCACUGAAUCAUGUAAGGAUACGAAUCAGGCAUUUGAGCAGGAAUAUAGUAAAUUUCAACUGAAUGGAUUUUGCUGUGUGCAACACAAAAAGAAGUUCUAUGAAGUUCCCAACUCAAAUUCAACUCCUGCUAUUUCUCACAGUGAUACUACUAGUAAGCUAUGCAAAUCUCCUAUGAAUGAUGAAGCUUCAUGUGAAGUAACCAAUCAAUCGCUUAGACGGCGUUCUUCCCAGUUACAUCUUACUCAACAGUCACAGUCUUCGGAUCCUGAUAGAACAGACAACAAGCAAACUUUUCAAGACGUGAUACAGGAUGGCAAGAAGAGCACAUCUUCACCAAGUGGUGAACGUUAUGGUCAAAACUCUCUGAAAUUACAGAAAGAUCAGUGUCCCGGUGAAAUUUGUAGUCCAGAAUCCACUUCAUCAGAUUGCUCCAGUCGGAAACGAGUUAAAAUGGAUGAAUGUGGUGAAACUGGUCAAUCAGAACAAGUACCGACCAAGGCAAUGGAGAGGGUUGAAAAUAUUGAUUCAAAGAUGCAUGAAUCGCCUGUUGUGAUGAACCCAGCAGACAAUAUUUCUUCAUUACUUGUAAAUCAAGAACAAGCUGUUGAAGACAAUUUAUGCCCUUCUGGUCCACUGUCUGACAUAUCAACAAAUGAUGAUCAUGGCGAUAAAAUAUGUGAUAAAAAUACUACAGACUACUACAACACAACAAGUCCGCCUAAUCCGCCAUCGGUUACAGCUCUUGAAAUCUGUAAACAGUCGCCUCAACCGAUUACUAUUUCAUCGCCUAUACCCGCCACUACUUCUUUUUCUUCCUCGGAUGUCACUCAUGCAGCUACUCAACUGACAGAAAAACAACCUCCAAGAGUUAACCAACAGAAUGCAAUGAGAAAACGUAAGAAAUCUAUCAAAAACUCAACACCUCAGUCCACAUCGUCUACAACAGCAACAACAACAACAGUGCUAAACCGUAAUUUGGCUGUGACUGCUGAUAGCGGUAGUAGUAGUAGUAGUGGGACAGUGGUAGCCUUAUCAGAGAAUUCCACUACUGACUCCACUACACCUAUCUUUACUCAGGACAAUUUGCCUUUAGUACUACCCCGUCGUCCUUUAUCUCUACGUGGUCUUGGCAUUUCAUGUAAUUCAAGGAACAGCUCAAUUUUAAAUAACACAGCUGGCAGUUAUAUUGAUUCUCCGGGUACAACGCAUACAAAUAGCAUUCCAAUUACAAGUAAGGGUGAUAAUUCAUCCUUACCGCCGCCGCCUACACUAUCAACAAUGCAUGAUCUACUGGAAUGGCAAUGGGAUCAAGCUGGAAGUUUGUUGAUGCAACAAGCAAAGAAGACUGAUGUUGUCACCUUGUUGGAUUGUCUUCAUCAGUUGAAAUGUGAAAAUGAUAUUCUCGAGGCUAAAUUAGUUCGUCUUACAACUAGACAUGAACACUUGCGGUCUGUAAAUGCUCGUUUAUCAAAUUCAUUGGCUACCAUGGAGGCGACAAUGGUGAUUAACUCACCUAAACAUGAAAUAUCUGAACAGAAUUCCAGUGUGAUUACAAAUCUUUCAAAAAAGACAAAUAAUCAUUCUUCUCAGCUACUUGAUACUAAUAUCGUUGCUCAGGAUUCACAUUUAGCCUCAGUGUUACAUACUGCUGUCUCAGGAGAAUCUCAGCAGAACCAACUGACGGACAGUUUAACUAAGGGUUAUUCACGUCAUCCAGUCACUGUUUCUAACAACGCGGAUCAACUUAUGGCGAAAUAUUCAAAUACAGUAAAUAAGAAAAUACCAAUUCUACCGAAAGAUCCUACUACAACUGGCCUUACCACUACUGGUGGUAUGAAACGUAAUUCAACAAAUCUUACAGAUAACCUCAACUCAUUCGACAGACUUCAUUCAACACCAUCAUCUUUAUUAACGCAGAAUCAACCGCCAGUAGUCUUUUGUAUUUCACCUGAUUUCUCAAAAUCUACGCAUGAUUCAUCACAACCGAUUUAUUCAAGUUUAAUUAAACAUCAGCCACAAAUUCUUCCGAAUGAAUUAUCUACUAUUACUACUACUACACAGCAUACAAAUCAGUCUAGUACAAAUCUCGGCUUUGUUCCAAAUUCAUGUGCUUUAGUAUUACCAAAUGCUAAUUCAGCAUAUUUCACCAAACCUGUUGAUCACAAUGAAUUGAGACUGUGAACCUGUUGAUUGAAAGACAAGUGCUUGAAAAAACAAUACGCCACAUCUCCCUCCAUCUUAUUUUCUAGUAAGCCGACUUUUAUCAUCUUUACUGAUAUUUUUAACAUGAUUAAAGUAUCACAUUUAUCGAUGAGUUUUUUUAUCACACUUUUAAAUAGAGCAGUAAACAUGUUUUUUUUUCGUCCUAUAGCAAGAAAUCAGUGCACGUUUGACUUCAGCAAUAGCUGCUAGAGAAGCUCAACCCUCGAAGACUUCUAACUCCUCCACUACUCAACCGUGUCCUGUUUUGCCGAAAAGUUCUCAUUCUGGUAAGAGAAACACCAGGACUGUACACAGUCAACCAACGUUUUCGUCAUCUUCAAGCAAAUUACCUUUACCUGCACAAGCGUCUAUGACCUGUUCACCUGUCGCCAGCAUAUCAAAAGUUGACACAUUGACGAUAACCAACAAGAGUCAAAGUUAUUGCCUUGCAAAUUUAAUUAAUAUGCAGCCUUCUUUAGCUGUUGAUUUUAAUAAGACGACACCGUAUCAUGCAGAUCCAAAUACACUACAGUUACAGAAGAAUUCUUUAGAAAAUUAUGCCAUUGUUGUCAGUAAUAAUAGAACUGCCUCCAACCAAUUCAACAAUUUUGAACCAACAGUGACAGUGACUUCUAAUACUACUACUAAUAAUAAUAAUAAUGCCGCGAACUCAUUGAAUUUAUCAUCGUCAACAUCGUCAUGAAGUGUGUGUGUGUGUGUGAAUGUUGUUGUAAGUUGUAAGACACACAGUUCUUCAACCUCUAUAAACGGUUCCCUUGAAAUACUUUUUUUAUAUACAUUCACGCACACUGGUGGAUUAUUAAUUUCUCUGUGUUGUCGUUUAUUUUACUACUCCAUCUAGGCAUGUUUUCAUAACACUUUUAUUUCCGGUUUAAAUCACGGAUUCCCCUUUAUCCGUACAACUAAUUAACUAACUGACUAACUAACCUACACUAAGUGGCCAAUUCUGCUUUUUCCCUUCUUGUUAGUAUUAUUAACCUUACUGACUCACAUCAGAUAUUUGUUAGUCUGUUUCAAUUCUUGACUUCUUUAUUUGUUUAGUGGUGAUGGGGAGCUGGGGGGUAAAUGUGUGUACCAGGCUGUAGGAAUUUUCUUACUUCCUCCUCGUAGCAUUGUUUUUCUGUGUGUGUGUGUGUCUCUCUCUCUCUCUGGCUCUCUUUAUUAGGAUGUUUAUUUAAAAGAUAAGAGAAAUUAUCUAUUUAUUUACUUAUUUAUUUAUUUUCCUCUUUUUUCAAUUAUUUAUUUAUCAUUAUUUAUUGAUUGUAGUGUGUGGUGUGAGUGAGUAACUUUCUUAUUGGCAGCCAUAUUAUAUACUACUAUUAAUACUACCAGUGGUGUAGUUAGAUAGGUUUUAUUAUAUAUACUAUUAUACAGUUUACGUCCUACAUUUUAAUUUUGAUAAAUUUUUAACUCUAUCCCUUUUUUCCAUUUUUUUAGUUUUGAUUUUUGGUUCUAUUUUACUCUAGCGUAGUUAGGUCUGUUUUUCGUCUGUUAUAUUGUCUAGAAUUUUAACCGUCCUUUUGUGUUUUGUAUCUAGUGAAUAUUGAAUAGGCUUCUUUAAUUGAAUAAAAGAAUUCUUAUAUUUUAAAUAGGAUUUUUCAAAUAUAAAUAUAUAGAAAUUAUCGUAGUGUAUUUGCUAUAAUGUAUCCUCUUCUCCUUGUGAUGAAAGGAUUAAAUAAGAAUCAAGCUGGAUUUUGUCACUAUUAUUAUUAUUGUUAUUAUUAUUACUAUUAUUAUUAUUA